Messenger RNA from Naegleria lovaniensis, 1443 nucleotides. RefSeq lists its product as uncharacterized. The coding region runs from base 1 to 1443 and encodes 480 amino acids. The record is from RefSeq and is a predicted model, not a curated record. Lineage: Eukaryota; Heterolobosea; Eutetramitea; Acrasida; Naegleriidae. The transcript is spliced from 3 exons.
AUGAGUAAGGGAACAAUGGAAAUGAGGAAAACCACUCAUGAACAUCCAUCAACCACAUUCUACCAACUGAAAGAUUGGAUUCAAUGGUUUCAUGAAGAAUUAGGGACUAUUUUAGGUGAGAGAGGUGUGGUCGAGUCUUUCCGUGCGGAAGAUCAACUCUUGAAAACAAGUACAACAACUUUGGAGAAUAGGAUCAAGAAAGGCUUGAUCAUGAUUCUUCAAGGAAUGAAUAUCCUUAUUCAAAAACAUCCAUUGGAAGGAGUGAUAUUGAAAGAACACGAAACAGUUCUGUUGAUAGAAGCCCUAUCAUGCAUCUAUGAAGAGAAGGGAACGCUGUUUCAGUAUAUUUCUCAUCAUUGCCAACACUCGGUGAGAGAGGCUCUGCUGAAAUUAGAGAGUUGUCUUUCCGAAUUGGUUUUCAAUGAAAACAAAAGCCACCAUGACUAUGAACUAGUUGCUCAAUUUUCUCAAUUCUGCAUGAUGGCCUUGAUGUUCCGAUUGCAGAAUUAUGAUUUGUUAAUGAUGCAGCCUCAAUCCUUUGAGGAGUUGGCUUGCCGUUUAAAGGACAUCUUUAUCAAACCUGACACGCAAAAGGAGAGGAUGUUGAGCUAUUUGCUGGAUCCUUUGUUCAAAGAGAUCGAUGAAGGUGGAAACUUUUCUUCCAUGCAAAUAGGAUCUAUGGCAGAAAAUGUAAGACGUCGAUGUUGCAUUCUCAGACAUCUUUCUCUCCAAAGCAAAGACUCACAACUCAAGCUGGAGUUAAUCUUUGGGGGUUUGCAAAGCUAUAUCACACCUCAAGUGAUAUUUCAUGAGAGCAUGAGAAGAAAUUUGGAACAAGCAAUUCAGGCGUUCUUUGAACCAUUGUCAAUGGCAAACCUCAGUCAUCAUGCUCUUAUUGAGACUGUGGAGGGAAUGAAGAAGAAAGUGUUUUUGAUAAUUAUCCAAAUUGUGGCUACGUGCUCUGAAGAGGAUAUGCGUGUUGUGGCUGGAAAUUUGGAAUCCGUGUCACGAAAUCCAUCACCGUCAUUGAAUCGUUCAACUACAGCAAAUGGGAAACCAAGAAAGAAGAAACAAAAGCAAACAGGAGCUUUAUCCGACCAUUCGGUUUCACAACAACAAGAUGCACCGAGCAAUGUAUUGAGCCACAUGAUUGACGCAUUGCUAAACGUGCUAGGAUGCAACGUGGUUUUUACUCAAAAACUACUAAACGAUGUCUUUGCCAUAAUCAAAAUAUUAGCCACUUCGAGAAAUAAUAAGCAAAGAAUUGAAUUAUUGUUGAGAGUGAUGGAGUCUCUUCGAAAACAUUUAAUGCCUAUCAAUUCAGACGACAAUCAACCAGAACGCAACUCUCAAAAGCAGCAGCAACACUUGCAAUACGGUCUAUUCAUCCGCUCGGCAUUUUGUUUGGACGAAAACAAUCACUUGGAGUCUUUUGAAAUGUGA